AUGUACUGGGAACAUACUGUGGCCGUGGGGGACGAGACCCGCAUCGUGGGCGGGAAGAGCUGCCCCCGCACCCGCCACCCCUACCAGGUGGUGCUACUGGGACCCCAGCAGAACAUCCACUGCGGGGGGGUCUUACUGGGCCGGUACUGGGUCCUGACGGCGGCUCAUUGUCAGUUCCCCGACGUGCUGCAGUGCGGGGUUGUUUACACCAUGGCCAACCAGGACUGCGCCAAGAUCUACCCCAGGGGCAUCACCGAGAACAUGCUCUGUGCGGGGGUCUCCUCGGGGGGCACCGACUCCUGCCAGCUCCAGGUGGUCUUCACACCUUGA
This is a messenger RNA of Chaetura pelagica (chimney swift), 330 nucleotides long. RefSeq names its product kallikrein-14-like. Lineage: Eukaryota; Metazoa; Chordata; Aves; Apodiformes; Apodidae. Bases 1 to 330 code for a protein of 109 amino acids. The record is from RefSeq and is a predicted model, not a curated record. Gene Ontology annotation, molecular function: serine-type endopeptidase activity. Gene Ontology annotation, biological process: proteolysis. The transcript has 4 exons.